AUACAUAAAAUUGUAACUGACAGUUUUAUUUAUUGUUGUUAAAUCUAAAUUGUAGUUGGUUAUUUUGUUAUUGUUAUAAUUUAAACAAAAAUAUUUUGAAAAUAAAUCAAAUAUGAUUUUAGAAAUAAUUGAUAACUUAUGUCAGUUAACUGCUAAUUGUUUGUUAAUAUUUUUGGUGAUCUAUAUAUCAUUAAAAUUAUUUUAUUAUUUCAAACCAAAACAAUUAAUUAGCUCAUAUGGAAAAGCAGUCCUUAUUACAGGUUGCGAUUCGGGUUUCGGUAACCUAUUGGCCUACAGUCUAAACGAACGAGGAUUUCGUGUUUACGCCACAUGUCUUGAUCCGGACGGCGAUGGCGGACAAGGAUUGACCAAAAAUAGUAGAUUUACCGAUCAAAUGGUUGUCCUGAAAAUGAAUGUUACCGACGAUGACAAUGUACGCCAAGUGUACAAUCAGGUUACCGAUGAUCUGAUUGCAAACAAAUGCCAGUUAUGGUCAGUGGUCAACAAUGCCGGUUAUAUGAUUACCAGUCCUGUCGAGUGGGGACUACUUGCCGACUACGAGCGGCUGUUUGGUGUCAACGUGUUUGGUGUGGUUCGGGUCACUCGUAUAUUCCUGCCGUUACUUCGGGUAUCAAAAGGUCGUAUAGUAAACAUGUCGUCAACAUUGGGUAAACUAACAUUAGGCACAUAUAGUGCCUACUGUAUGACCAAAGCAUCGGUACUUAGGUUUUCCGAUGCCCUCAGAGACGAAAUGACAAGAUUUGGUGUAAAGGUGUCCACUAUAAUGCCGGGAGGUUUUAAAAAUACUGGACUGUUUGCUGGUAUACUAUCGGCGAUGGAUAACAUUUGGCUAAAUACCGACGAGUCUAUCAAAUCGGCGUACGGACACAAACACAUUGAACAGUGGAAACAGGAGACCAGUAAAGGGCUGGACUCGGACUCACUUCAAGGAACUGAUCCCUAUAUUGUGGUCAACGAUAUGAUUGAUGCCGUCAUGAAUACCGUUCCCCGUAAUGAUUACGAACCUAUCGGUAGUUUUGGAUUUCAAGUUUUUUACCGAUUACACAAUAUUUUAGGCAAAAACUUAUUGACUAAAUUGUUAUUGAGAUAG
Molecule: messenger RNA, 1111 nt
Organism: Oppia nitens
Lineage: Eukaryota; Metazoa; Arthropoda; Arachnida; Sarcoptiformes; Oppiidae
Product: short-chain dehydrogenase/reductase family 9C member 7-like
Exons: 3
Coding region: 113-1111 (332 amino acids)
Molecular function (GO): oxidoreductase activity
Source: RefSeq, a predicted model, not a curated record